AUGAAGUACAAGCGUAUGGCCAUCGAGAUCGAGGCGCCGGAAGAGUCUGGCGCCCACAUUCAAUAUAACCUGAGUGAAAGUUCCACCACCGACCGAACGCUGCAUUCACUUGGCCUGCAGCUCCCGGACCUCACACUACUAUACACCGAGCACCGUGGAACAACACGCUUGCGCCAACUCAUCGUCGAGGGUACCACGCUUCAACCAGAUGAUGUGCUCGUCACGGCUGGUGCCGCCGGCGCUUUGUUCAUCAUCGCUACAUCUCAGCUGUCAGCGGGUGACCACUUACUUGUCAUGCGACCCAACUAUGCAUCAAAUCUGGAGACUCCUAGGGCCACCGGCUGCGAUAUCUCCUUCAUCGACCUGCAGAUGGAGGAUAAAUACCAACCCAACCUCGCAGACAUCGAAGCAGCGAUCAGACCCAACACCAAGCUCAUAUCGAUCACGUGCCCCCACAACCCGACCGGGACCAACAUCUCGCUCCAGUCUCUGAAGGACAUCGUGGCCUUGGCGAAGCGAAAAGGCUGUCUGCUUCUCGUGGACGAGACCUACCACGAGAUCCACUACGGCCAUCAGCUUCCCAUUGCAGCAUCCCUCGGUAACCAUGUGAUCAGCGUCUCGUCCAUGAGUAAGUCCUGGGGCUUGCCCGGCAUCAGAAUUGGAUGGUUAAUCACUCAAAACAAGGACCUCCAGACGACAUUCCUUGCCGCUAAGGAACAGAUCAGCAUCAGUGGAAGUGUGAUAGACGAAUGGAUUGCAGAGCAGAUCUUGUCGCGGAAGGCCGAGUUGAUUCCCGCAGCAAACAAGGAAAUGGCCGAACGACGCAGCAUCGUCGAAGCGUGGGUGGAGGAAGAGCCGUUGGUUGAAUGGGUGAAACCUGUCGGAGGAGCUGUCUGCUUCCCCCGGAUGAAGGAAGAGCCAAUUGGUGGUACGGCUGCGUUCUACGAUCGUCUUCUUCAGAAAUACAGCACCUACGUUGGGUUGGGACAUUGGUUUGAGCGACCGGACACGCAUUUCAGGAUCGGUUUCGGAUGGCCAUCGCAGGAGGAGCUGAGACAAGGAUUAGAGAAUAUCUCGAAGGCUCUGCGAGAUCAAUGA
Cyphellophora attinorum is the source of this 1098-nucleotide messenger RNA. RefSeq names its product Capreomycidine synthase. Bases 1 to 1098 code for a protein of 365 amino acids. The transcript has a single exon. Gene Ontology annotation, molecular function: catalytic activity; pyridoxal phosphate binding. Lineage: Eukaryota; Fungi; Ascomycota; Eurotiomycetes; Chaetothyriales; Cyphellophoraceae. The record is from RefSeq and is a predicted model, not a curated record. Gene Ontology annotation, biological process: biosynthetic process.